CACACGGCGCGGAUCAGCGAUCAGCUGAUUUGACUUAGAGUGAAACAGUGACAACUAGUGAGAGUGAGAGCAAAGAUUGCCGCAUUUCGAAAAAACUUAAUUCAAAUUUCAAUUCCAUUCCGAGUAUGGUAUAGCAUGCCGGCAAUGUUUCACGGUGUGAUUGGCCAAGUGGUACUAUAAAGUGUAGUUUUAUCUUACACACUUACACUGCCCUGAGCAGAAUAUGCAAACUUUCAGAUACAUUUAUGAGUGCAAACAUUAAAAAAAAAGAAAUGAGCAGACGCAUCUGUGAGCUCGCAUAGUUUGUGUAGUGAUAAAAAUGUGAAGUGCGGUGAACUGAAGUAAAACAAAGGCGAGCACACAUAACAUAAAACACGUAUAAAGUAAAACACUCAAAAGUCAACAACGACGAAGUCCUCCACUAAAAGCUUGCCCCAGUUCGAAUUUAUCAUAAGUACAUACGCACACACACACACCCGUAGUGAUAAAAACAAGAAAAAUGAACUCUAUAGAGGAGUUUGAGCGUAUCCGGCAGCAGGAGCAGGAGCAGCAAUUCGAACUGGAGUUGCAACUGCAACGCAAUCGCACGAUGAGCAAGCACGCACAUCCAACACUCUCCGAGUACUACACACACAUGACAGCAUUUGUCUCGCUGGCCAUCUUUAUAGCCGCACUGCUGACCAUACUCAACAUAUGCAUAUAUUUGACAACUGUGUCGCGACUGCGCCGUCAUCUAAACAAACCGCUGAUGAUACCCUCUAUAUUAAUGGUCAGCAUGUAUCCAGUUAUAUCGGUGGCUGCUUUAGUUACCAUACUGGUGCCCUAUUCCUGGUUCAUGUGCCACACAGCGAUGCACGUCAUGUUCAUGAUGGGUGGCCCCGUGUUUCGCACUCUACUCUUCCGCUACGUGGACUCGGAGCAGAACUAUAUAAAAGAGACAUCUGGGCAGGCGGUGGAGCUGACGACACCACCCUGUUGUUGCUGCUGCUCGUGCCUGCCGUUGGUGGUGCCGACGCAGACGAAACUGUGCAUCUCACGUUAUAUGGUGUGGCAGAUGCCCUUCUGGCAGGGCAGCAUUAUGUUGGUCAUGAACGUACUCUACUAUCGUGAUAUAAACCUCUACCAUGAAGUGAUGCUCUUCUUCGUACCAUUUCUUAUUACAUCCAUUGUAAUGGGCAUUUGGUCACUGCAAAUCACCGUGCGCAUGAUUACCAAACUCCGUGGCGACUAUCAACUGAGGAAGAAGAUGUUCUGCCUGCAAUUGGUUGUGAUGCUGUGCAAACUGCAAUAUCUGUUUCUCUAUGAGCAGCUCAACUCGUUCAAUCUGGGCGGUGAAUAUCCCAUCAAUCACACCGUCUACAAACAGACCAUCAUCAAUAUUCUGAUACUGGUCGAAAUGGUUCUGGUUUCCAUGAUGGCGCAGAGCGCCUAUCGCAUACCAGUUCAGGUCCAGGUGGAUGAGUCGAAUCGUAACUGAAAUUGUGCACUUCAGUAGUGGCUAGAGUUAUAGCAAAUGAUUGUGAUAAUUUAAUAAAGACAAAUUAGCUUAAAAAUAAUAAACAUAGUAAA
Drosophila grimshawi is the source of this 1569-nucleotide messenger RNA. Its product is annotated as organic solute transporter alpha-like protein. NCBI's taxonomy places the organism in Eukaryota, Metazoa, Arthropoda, Insecta, Diptera, Drosophilidae. The transcript is spliced from 4 exons. Gene Ontology annotation, molecular function: transporter activity. The record is from RefSeq and is a predicted model, not a curated record. Gene Ontology annotation, biological process: transport. The coding region runs from base 500 to 1477 and encodes 325 amino acids.